AUCAUUAAAACCUUUCACUCACUCAACAGCAGGCUUUUGUUUGUUCUGCAGUUAAAAACAGAAAAAUUCGAGAAAAACAAGAAAAAGAAACACGACGCUGCCUUUAAAGUCGCGGGUCACGCGAGCUCCAGUGUCGUAAAAACUUUUUUCUCGACAUCCAAAUCCGAUGAUUUUUGGUCAGCAAAAACCAACAACACGAAGCUUUAAAGUGUGACUAGUUCGGGAAGAUGUUUCGCAGUAAAGUGAAGGCUCUGAGGCUGCUGCAGCUCGGAUACACACUCCGUCACACUGCUUCCUGCUCUAGGUUGGUUCUGGGCAUCGAGACCAGCUGUGAUGACACGGGAGCGGCUGUGCUGGAUGAGACUGGCGCCAUACUGGGAGAGUCUCUGCAUUCACAGAAGGAGGUGCAUCUCAGGACUGGAGGCAUCAUCCCUACCGUGGCCCAGCAGCUCCACAGGGAGAACAUUGAGCGUGUGGUCCAGGAGGCUUUGGAGAGGAGUGGCGUGGCCCCAAGCCAGUUGGCCGCCAUCGCCACCACAGUGAAGCCCGGGCUGGCCCUGAGCUUGGGUGUCGGACUUGAGUUCACUCGGCAGUUGGUGAGGCGGCACGACAAGCCAUUCAUCCCCAUCCACCACAUGGAGGCCCACGCCCUGACUGUGAGGAUGCUCCAGCCCGUCAGCUUCCCCUUCCUGGUGCUGCUCGUGUCCGGAGGCCACUCACUCCUCGCUGUGGCCCGGGGAGUUGAUGACUUCCUGCUUUUGGGUCACGCUCUGGAUGAAGCUCCCGGAGAUACUCUAGAUAAAGUGGCGAGACGUUUGUCCCUCGUCAAACACCCGCAGUGCUCCUCGCUGAGCGGAGGCCAGGCCAUAGAGCUGCUCGCUCGGGACGGCGAUAGGACGAAGUUCUCUUUCAGGACACCAAUGGGACAAACGCACGACUGCUGCUUUUCCUUUGCUGGACUCAGAAAUCAGAUUACGAUGACGAUAAUGAAAAAAGAAGCAGAGGAAGGUGUGGAAGAGGGGACACUGCUGAAAUGUGUGAAUGAUAUUGCAGCUGCCGCUCAGCACACCGUCGCCGCCCACCUGGCGAAGCGCACACACCGCGCCAUCCUGUUCUGCAAGGCAAACGGCCUGCUGCCGCCGAGCAGCCCCACCUUGGUGCUUUCUGGGGGAGUUGCGAGCAACCAGUACAUCCGAAAAGCUCUGACGAUUGUCACGGAGAUGACCGGUCUGCAUCUGAUCUGCCCUCCUGCAAAGUUCUGCACUGACAAUGGAGUGAUGAUUGCAUGGAACGGCGUGGAGCGGCUGAGAGAAGGAAAAGGGAUCCUGGCUCCAGAUGUUGAUGUUUGCUACGAGCCAAGGGCCCCGCUGGGCGUUGACAUCACAGCGGAGGUGAAGGCCGCCGCGAUCAGGCUGCCACCCUUAAAGAUGAAGAUCCCUAGCUGAUGUCAUUGUCAUUGCGAUUUCCCAAAGCAGUGUAUAACAGUACUGUAUCUAAAAAGGACAUUAUACGGAUAUUUAUUAAUAAAUAUUUUUUCUGAAACUGGUUUUGUUAAAAAAAAAAA
Messenger RNA from Maylandia zebra (zebra mbuna), 1564 nucleotides. It is a transcript of the gene osgepl1, whose product is annotated as O-sialoglycoprotein endopeptidase-like 1. Lineage: Eukaryota; Metazoa; Chordata; Actinopteri; Cichliformes; Cichlidae. Gene Ontology annotation, biological process: tRNA threonylcarbamoyladenosine modification. The record is from RefSeq and is a predicted model, not a curated record. Gene Ontology annotation, cellular component: mitochondrion.